AUGGCGAAUACCCUUGCUCGAGAGCUGAAAGAGCUACACACUCCUUCAAAACCCAUCAUUCUCUCCAACGUCUGGGACUUGGCGUCCCUCAGCGCCAUCCUAUCCCUCAACACCGCUGAAGAUAAACCCGUGAAGGCGAUUGCGACGGCAUCAUGGGCCAUCGCCGCGACCCUGGGCGUCAAGGACGAAGACCUCACGCUCGAGCAGAACCUAGCUGCGAUCGGGCAGAUCGCGCCCGGUGUCCGGGCCGCCGGCUUGCCGCUUACGGUCGACAUACAGGACGGUUACGGCGAGAACAUCGAAGAGGUCGUGAAGCAAGUCAUCAGGCUCGGGGCCGUGGGCGCGAACAUCGAGGACAGCAUCCCGUCCGCUGGGUUUGACAAGGGCGUCGAGGGGUCGCUGUAUGAUCCCGAUGAGCAGGUUAAUCGGCUGAAGAGGGCACUUGCGGCGGCGAAGGAGGUCGGAUGUCCUGAUUUUGUCAUCAACGCGAGAUGCGACGUCUUCCGGCUGGAGCAGCCCGCUGUUGACGACGACGAGAAGGCACUUGAAGAGGGUAUCAAUCGGGGCCGAGAGUAUCUCGAAGCAGGCGCCAAGACGGUUUUCUAUUGGGGAGGCGGAAAUCGAGGCCUGCGGACAUCUGAGGUCAAGGUCCUCGUUCGGGAGCUGGGAGGUCGGGUUGCUGUGAAGCUGGGUGAUCAGCCGGACGCCCUGUCAACCGAAGAGCUGGGUAACAUUGGCGUUGCGAGGAUCAGUGUUGGGCCGAGCUUGUACCAUGUCGCGAUGAAUGCGAUGAAGCAGGCAGCGAAGAGGAUCCUUUCAGGUGGGAAGCUAGCCGGGUGA
Colletotrichum karsti is the source of this 840-nucleotide messenger RNA. RefSeq lists its product as uncharacterized. The record is from RefSeq and is a predicted model, not a curated record. Gene Ontology annotation, molecular function: catalytic activity. Lineage: Eukaryota; Fungi; Ascomycota; Sordariomycetes; Glomerellales; Glomerellaceae. The transcript has a single exon. The coding region runs from base 1 to 840 and encodes 279 amino acids.